Molecule: messenger RNA, 390 nt
Organism: Pochonia chlamydosporia 170
Lineage: Eukaryota; Fungi; Ascomycota; Sordariomycetes; Hypocreales; Clavicipitaceae
Product: endoribonuclease L-PSP
Exons: 3
Coding region: 1-390 (129 amino acids)
Cellular component (GO): cytosol; mitochondrion
Molecular function (GO): deaminase activity
Source: RefSeq, a predicted model, not a curated record
AUGUCUUCCAACAAGGUCGCAGUCCUCACCGACAAGGCUCCCAAGCCCCUUCCUGGUAUCUACAGCCAGGCCAUCAAGGCCAAUGGCAUGGUCUUCGUCUCCGGCGCUGUUCCCAUGGACGCUGAGACUGGCAAGUUGAUCGACGGCGAUAUUCAGGCUCACACCCAUCAAUGCAUCAAGAACCUUACUGCCAUCCUCGAGGCCGCUGGCUCCAGCAUUGACAAGGUUGUCAAGGUCAACGUCUUCCUCUCCAGCAUGGACGACUUUGCCAAGAUGAACGAGGUCUAUACCACCUACUGGGGUGAUGUCAAGCCUUGCCGAACCUGUGUUGCCGUCAAGACUCUGCCCCUCAACACCGACGUCGAGAUCGAGUGCACUGCUCUCUUGUAA